GUAGAUAUCUGAACCCACAAUCCAUUGCCCACCGCCAUAACAGCGAACAUCAGAAACCUUUUCGGGCAAAAAGACUAAUUACAUUUCCCCUCUACCCACUUGAUCAAAAGAUCAGGGUGCCUAUUUUCAUUGAUAAUUCGCUGGGUUAAUGUUUCACAGACAGGAUUAGCCAAGUGAAAAUGGUCCGCUUCGGCCCAGAUCUACGAGGAAGGAAUUUUUCAUGGGUGUAGUCGACUUGACACCUAAAUGAAAUUUCUUUAGUGUCAUGUGUAAAAAUUAAUUUUUCUUUAUCUUUCACAUCACGUUCAGUGCUUUUUGUUUUCUUGGACAUUAUUUGAAGACAAUGGGCAGUCGACAAAUACCCAACGACAAGAUAAACUUGCGGUUGAUUCUUGUGAGUGGAAAAACAGAGGAGUACUUGUUCUCUCCGAGUGAUUCAGCAGCAGAAAUCACAGAACGUGUUUACAGCAACUGGCCUCAAGAUUGGUCAGAAGAGCAGCUACCCCCAACCAACAUUCUGCGGCUCAUUUACCAAGGACGAUUUCUCCAUGGUAACGUCACAUUAGCUGCUCUGCAGUUACCCACCGGUAAGACAACUGUGAUGCACCUAGUUGCAAGGGAAAACCUACCUGAGCCAAACAAUCAAGGCCAGUUAAAGAAGGACAAGAGUGGGGAAAGUGGCUGCAGCAACUGUUGUGUUAUACUUUAGCUAUCGGCUGUCAGCUGGUGGCCGGCCGCCAGUACCCACAAUACCUUUGGCAUCCAGUUCCUGUCUCCACCACUGGCAGAGUUAUCUCCCUUUCAUCUGGCAAAAAUGGACGCCAGACAACAAAACCAUCAAAAUUUGCAUAUCACAAGAAAUCAAAUAUUGAAUCAACCAAAAUCGGCACUGUGGUUCCACUCUCUUGAGAAGAGAAAGAGACUAAAAAUCAAUAAAAUACAUUGACAUGGUCAAUGGUAGCUGGCUCAUGACAUGUUUCAUUCAGGCAUUCAUUUGAUAAAAUGACAUAAUUUGACUGACUUUAAUAUGACAUUUACCUUGAUUCAGAUCUAAUAUAUUGUGACACUUAUUAUCUAACUCUAAUACAUACUCAAUGUACAUGGGGAGAGUUUAAUGUUGUACGAAUGAAAAGGAAAAAAAUGUGUAAUCAAAUAUCUGUGAUGAAGGCUUAAUUCCAUGGGAAUUAAAUUGCAAAUUUCUGAUCGUAUCUAGACGACAGCUGAUUUAGAAACAAUUUUCCCUAAUGUCCCGAAAGUUCCCGUUUUAGAAUCUGUUUUCUGUACUCAACAUUACACCAAUAUUCAAGAGGAGCGAACACUGCAUUCAUCUUUAACACAAAGACAACCAUAUGCAUCAACCUUUAACGAUAUUAUUUGCUCACUGAUUCUGUGUGGAUGGAUAUGCCUAUUUGUGCAAGGUGUCCUGGUCAGAUGGAAUCAGAUGCCAAUACAAGACAGGAUGAUCAAGCUGUUUGGUUGUCGUUCAUCGUAACUGUAUUGUUAUCAUUCAAGUCAUGACUGGAGUAUAAAUAUGCAAUUUUUUUCAUUCGUGAAAAGGGUUGGAGUAUGUCUGUGAUGGUGAGCAGUGCUAUGGUAAAAAGGGUCUCACUUGUGGGGCAGGGUGUGAGGGAAGGAGUACAUACAGACUCUUUGUGUGUUCCCUUGGGAUGCCAGAGGGUAUAUCUACAGGACUAUGGAAGUGGACUUGGCCAAGUGGCCAAACUGGAGUCUUUCAUAUUGGGAACAGCUCAUUAUGAGAUCUGAGUGAACUUACAAUAACCUAACACCCCUUGUUUGGGACAAUGGACUCAUCUCAGCUACGACUUUGUCCAGUCGGUAGACAAGAGGAUGGCAAAACUGACACUCUCACAUGCCUCGGAAAGUAUUCACUUCCCGAGGCAAAUUUAGGUAAAUUGCAUGAUAGUCUUUUUACAAUUUAUUUUCCCUCAAUUUGAUUUGAUGCAGAAAAUGGACUUAGUGCAGCUGAGUUACUGAGGAUUUCAGUGAUUGUGUUCCCUUUGUUAUGCUACACAGUAUCAAAGUGUACAGAGAAAUUGUGUUUAACAAGAGAAUCACGUAACUAAUUGUUAUGUUGUCACAAUGGAGCAUACUGAUAACGGACCCUGGUGGUCAUAUCAUGAACUAAAUGUAUUCGCAACUGUGUUAUGCUCUGAAGUAUGUUGGAAUUAGUAAUGCACAUUACUUCUUAAGCAUUUUUCAUUGUUAAUUAUUUCUUGUGGAGAAUUCUCAUCCGAUUUACACUCGGUCGUAUGUAUGUAAGAUAUGUAUAUGAAUUGUCUAAGUGCACAUACAUACACUAUCAUGCUUCUUUCUUUUGGUAACUUCUUCAUAUUGUGAAUAGAUGUCGUGACUGUAGAUAUAAGUAUAUAAAUAUAUAUAUGAAGUAUGUGUGUAGGUCUUGCUGAAAAGCCUCUGUUACAUAUUCAUUCAACCUUUUACAAUGUCUGUAUAAACUUUUUUUGAUCAGCACCCUAGAGAUUUUUCAAACUUGUUCAUCUGUUAAAGGUGACAACUGCGUGGGCAGUUUUGUGAUGAUUUAGCACUUCUACUCGAAUGAUAAAAAUUAACACAAGUCCCUGGUCUUUCUUUUCAUUUUCUGUCAAGAUGGCCAUAACCAUGGUAACAGGGAAUUCCAUUCUGGUGGAAUAUCAGAAUUUUGAAGAAAUUUGUUCAUGUAUAGCAACAGAUUAAAGAUAUUAAGACCAUCCUUGUGUGUGGAUUAUUUCAGUUGUUUAGGAAUCAAGGACACUCCUUUUUUUUAACAUUUCUCGGACACACACAAAACAAUAUUAUACAUGUGUAGGGUGAUGGUAAUAAGGACAUGCUUUUACAAAGUGUAUGAGGUGCAACACAAUUUGGUUUUCUUAACAUGAUUCUUAUCAUGUGACUUUAGAUUUGGACAAUGCCAUGUUCACAUGGUGGCCGUGUCAUGUAGUCACUAGUGUUCAACAGUGUCUGUGACACAGCAUGGCGCCAACAAUUCUUGACACGUCACUUAGCCAUGUGUCUUUGCAGUCUCUUCCUCAAUAGACUACCACACAGAACAGGGUAGAAUAUCUUCACUUCCUGCUGUUUCACAUGCUCUGAGGUUCAUUCACAUUGUCUCUGCCACCACUGUGAUAACAUUACACUUAAAGGACUAUCCUGCCAGUCGUCUUUUAAAAUAUGUGAUAUGUGAAAUUGCAUACUUUGGAGACCUAAUGUAUGUUUUUUUUAAUGUGGGCCAAACACUCAUGAAGUUGCAUCCAAGUUUUAUCACUCAAAUUAACAAUGAUUUAAUGAGACCAGUAUGAAAUGGAAACAGCAUUUACAAAGUUUGAAGCUUCUCAAUCAAAGCAAAGUUUUUUCACCUGUUAUCCUAGAUUUUAUGGAUGGUUUUAAUAUUUAAAAAAUGUAUUAUAACGUUAUCUGAGAUUGAAGUUACUAUAUUGUUCAGUCAUGAUGUUACUUUGAAAGGCGUCACUGCUCGGUUAAUUUAAAGCUAUUCAAAGGUCCCUUUGGUUGGGACUACUCAAAAGCAGUUAAGGAUCACCUGGGUUUUUUUCAUAGAAUUAUAGUUAACAUGUCAUGGCAUGACAAAUUAACUGUGGUAAUAUGUAAGAAUCGGGUAUCCUUAAUUUGUUUUGGGUAGUAUAUGAUGUGUAGCACUUAAUGGAUAUGCCAAUUACACAGCAACAGUGUCUCAGCUUACACAAGUUCAAAUUCAAGACCUAGACCACAGUCCCCUUUAAAAUAAAUGGAAGUUAUAUGUAAACAAUAAUUAGUAGAUUAGAAUCUGUUCCUGCAAGUGGAAGCUGCUUAAGGACUAUCAGUGAAGCAGUUACUGUCGAAAAUGUAUACUACUCAACUUUUGAUAGGGCUAAUCAGAUAUGUCAGAUGUAUUAAAAUGUAAACGUGACAUGAGAAUCAUUUUUGCGUAUCAUCGAAAGAUAGAUGUCCAUAUCAAAAGUGGAGUUGUAUAGUUCAGAAGAAGAAAUAUAUUCCUUUGUAAAAGGUAUUGCUUGAAACAACCAUUGAACAUUUGCUGUAGGAUUAAAAGUUUGUGAUAAACCAUUAAAUUUAAUUCUGGCCAAUUCUGAAAGUAUCUAGAGGGAGAAGCAUGAAGGUUCCCUGAAUCCUACUGUAGAAUGAGUGUCAGACAUUUACAGCCACAAAAUCACCAUAGUAAUGUAUUAUCCAUCAGUGUAAUCAUCAAAUCUUUUUGUUCCUCUUAUCAUGUUUUUCACCUAAGAAGCUACCAGUUGGACUUUUUAGAUAUGUACCACAUUUCCUGUUAAUACAUCUAAAUAUAUUGAUGUGUGAGUUCUUGUAAUUGUUUAUCUUUAUUUUAUAACACCUAUUACCAAGACAUGAUCCAGAAUGUAUUUUAGCAACUUAUUAGCAGUUCUGAUGUCACCUAAAUGCAUAGUGUAUAUAUUUCACCAUAUUGAAGUGCAUAUUUGUACAAAUUAGCUGUAAACUUUGUUCCAUGUAAAAAUCCACCGAAUCCAACAGAAGUUGACCUAAGGAAAUAAAUACAGAUACAUGUGAAA
Messenger RNA from Haliotis rufescens (red abalone), 4553 nucleotides. Its product is annotated as ubiquitin-like protein 3. The coding region runs from base 344 to 709 and encodes 121 amino acids. Gene Ontology annotation, molecular function: protein binding. The transcript has 5 exons. Lineage: Eukaryota; Metazoa; Mollusca; Gastropoda; Lepetellida; Haliotidae. The record is from RefSeq and is a predicted model, not a curated record.